AUGUACCGAGGUAUAGCACAAAGAAGCAACCUGAUCAGGAGACACUGGGAGAGGUUCAAUGAGGUUUCCUCGCCAUAUGUCUCAACUGUACAACUGAAGAUGUCAGCCAACGGUUUCAUGAGUAGGUCAAGGAGGUUUGGGUGCAUGAGCACCAGCUCACAGAAAUGGGCAACAGAUAUGUCGGCCAACGAAGGCUCAGCAAAAUGGGUGACAGAUGUCAGCCAACAGUUUCAUGAGCAGGUCGAAGAGGUUUGGGUGCAUGAGCACCAGCUCACAGAAACAGGCAACAGAUAUGUCGGCCAAUGGUAUCACAAAACAAGGCAGAACACCAAGAAAACCAUGUCCAGUAUUGCGCCACGAGUGCAAAUCAUUCAUGCUGCUCAUGCCACCCCCAUCCAAUGUGCAUCCAUGCAGUCCACCUCAAAGGCUUCAACACUGAGUUCAUUGACAUCCAUUCCAUCCUCUCAGGGACAGUCCCCUCUGGCUGAGGAGUGGCGUAACUGGGUAUGUACUAUAGGAUUAGCGCAGUGGCUCAUGGACAAGGCCCAUGCCAAGGACAUAGACUUCCAGUUUCCUGGUUGCCAUGAACUCAAAGAGGGUGGUGCAAAGUGCAAAGAGCUACAUCCAUACUUUCCAUUCAUGUGCACGGUACUUGGGAAGAGAAUUCCCAUGUUGGAUAAGCCAGUCAUCAUCUUGGGGAUUUGUGAAAGGGCAUCUAAGUCUCAAGUGUGUGCCAAGUCCACCCUUAUUCUUGAGCUUGUCUGCACAGGAGUGGAAAUUCAAGGUUCAUUGCCAUUGCUCCUCAACAUGACCAUCAAGGAAUAUCACACAAGCAACUCCCUUCUGUAUCAAAAAAUAAUCUUCAAUUUUGGUACAGAUCAAAAGUUUAGUCAGUGGAGUACGAGGAUCAAAAAACUGGGUGAAAAGUUGGGCAUGUAUGCCUUCAAGCACAAGAUCAUAUUCAUUACUGUUCAUAGUGAAGUCACCCACAGUGACCUGUUUGCAGGGAAGGGUGAGAGUGGUGAGGAUGUUGCAAUGGAGUUCAUGAAAUGUCCUGUUCGCUUCUCCCCUGCAAAACAUGGUCUAUGGUUCUACACUGUUUAUGUUGACUUGUGGCCCCAUGGUUUCCUUUGA
Molecule: messenger RNA, 1134 nt
Organism: Pisolithus orientalis
Lineage: Eukaryota; Fungi; Basidiomycota; Agaricomycetes; Boletales; Pisolithaceae
Exons: 8
Coding region: 1-1134 (377 amino acids)
Source: RefSeq, a predicted model, not a curated record